AUGGCCACCGCCGAGAAGACCAAAGAGCAGUCCAAAAAGCUCCCCGUGCAGGAAGACCUUUCCGAUGGCGAAGACUACGACAGUGCCGACGACUAUACCGAUGAAGAGUACGAAGAGGAGAUCCCUCAGACCAAAAAGAACAAGCAGGUGCAGCGCCGGAAGCCCCUGCAACAACAAGACGACGACGAGUACACAGACGAAGACGAAUACUCGGAUGAAUAUGACGAUGAAUACUCAGACGAUGAUGAUGCCGCCAUGCAACCCUACUCCAACAACGACUCGAAUUUCAAACCCAACGGCGGCAUGGACGUCCUCCACAAGGAGGAGAAGUCGAUGCUGGACGAGGAGGGCAUGAAGCUGCGACUGGAAUUGAACUUGGAAAUCGAGGUUGAACUCAAGGCACGUAUUCACGGUGACCUCACCCUGGCUCUCAUGUAA
This is a messenger RNA of Penicillium antarcticum, 438 nucleotides long. RefSeq lists its product as uncharacterized. NCBI's taxonomy places the organism in Eukaryota, Fungi, Ascomycota, Eurotiomycetes, Eurotiales, Aspergillaceae. The coding region runs from base 1 to 438 and encodes 145 amino acids. The transcript has a single exon. The record is from RefSeq and is a predicted model, not a curated record.